CAUUAUCCACCACUCUACGGUGGAGACUGGCAGAGCUAAUAGGCUCGAAUAAGGCUUUCGGUACGAGUGUGCCGCAUCGGUGUAUCGUUGCAUCGCACCGUCCUUGUCGUUGCCAGAUUGUUGCGAGAUUUUGCUUGUAGGGGUAAGGGACCCCAUUCAGCGUUGCUCACGCACGGAAAGAUUUCAGCUUGGUUUGUGCGGGUCGGAGGUUUUGGAGCUCUUUCUUUCAGGGUUUUAGAGGCUUUUCCAGGGUUUAGGGCCAUGGCUACUUCAGUACAAGCAGGAAUGGCGUUGAUUCCCCGGUCUCCUUUCGUUGAGGGAUAUGGAGUCCCCACUAAGCAGUUCUUGAGGAGCGCGAUGGGUAGCGAGCUUCUGGUUGCCUGCAGAGGUGCCAGGACUAGCAUGUCUGUAGCACCGGCUUCGAAGAACCGAGAGGUAGUUAAAUCCUCCAAGGGCGGUCAGAGUGAGACGGUGCGAGUGGGUGUUCUCGGCGCCAGCGGGUACACUGGAUCCGAGAUCAUUCGCCUGCUAGCGACACACCCAGUCUUUAAAGUGACAAUGAUGACAGCCGAUCGAAAGGCAGGCCAGUCCUUAGCAUCCGUCUUCCCUCAUCUGGCUACACAGGAUUUGCCGAACAUGGUCGCAGUCAAGGAUGCCGAUUUCUCGCAGGUGGACGCUGUAUUCUGUUGUCUUCCUCAUGGAACAACUCAGGAGAUAAUUGCAGCUCUUCCGGACUACUUGAAGGUUGUAGAUCUUUCAGCGGAUUUUCGACUACGGAACACAAAGACGUAUGAAGAGUGGUACAAUGGACCCCAUCGUGCUCCUAAGCUACAGACUGAAGCUGUGUAUGGAUUAACAGAGUUAUAUAGAGACGAAAUCCGAGCAGCGCGUUUGGUUGCAAAUCCUGGGUGCUACCCAACUUCAAUUCAGCUUCCUUUGAUUCCUUUGCUAAAGGCCGGAUUAAUUGAGAAGGAUAACAUUAUCAUUAAUGCGAACUCUGGAGUCAGUGGUGCAGGUCGGUCUGCGAAGGAAGCAAAUUUAUAUACGGAGAUUUGUGAGGGCAUUCAUGCUUACGGAAUUACUAGACAUCGUCAUGUACCUGAAAUUGAACAAGGACUUGCUGACACAGUUGGUUCUGAUGUUACAAUCAGCUUCACUCCAAACCUCAUGCCCAUGAGCCGAGGAAUGAUGUCUACCAUGUUUGUUGAAAUGCAACAAGGCGUGACAGUGGAUGUCUUAAGGAACCACCUUGUCGAGCGAUUUUCCGAUGAUGAGUUUGUUGUGGUGCUAGAAAAGGGUAUAGCACCUCAUACACGCCACGUACGGGGAUCAAACUAUUGCUUGAUGAAUGUUUUUGAGGAUCGGAUUCCUGGAAGAGCAAUCAUCAUCUCUGUGAUCGACAAUCUUGUCAAGGGUGCAUCAGGCCAAGCCCUACAGAACUUGAACCUGAUGAUGGGCUGCCCGGAGGAAGCUGGCCUUCUUCAGCAACCGAUGUUCCCUUGAUCUGGUGACGAGAAUAUUUGGUUUUCAUUGUUGAUAGACUGAGUGAGCUUCAUCCGUGCUUCGUUAUUAUGAAUUGUGUCCCCUUAUGUUGAUCAGUUUUGAUAAGCUGGUUAUUCUGGUCAUUUAGAGUUAGAGAGGAGUACAUACUUCUCAUAGCUCACCAUUUGCAUUUAAGGAUUAAGUAGAUCCUUUUCCUGAACGCAGAAUAUUUGAGUGUAUUGUUUGUGAAGUUGCGGAUUAGAUGAUGUGUAUGUUGAAGUAGCUUGAUGUGUUUUAGUCAUGCAAACAUUGACUUUGUUAGGGAACAAUAGUAUUUUGAAACAAUCAAAUAAUCUAUAUGAAAAAACUUGAGAUUUUAAUAUU
Messenger RNA from Physcomitrium patens, 1866 nucleotides. Its product is annotated as putative N-acetyl-gamma-glutamyl-phosphate reductase, chloroplastic. The record is from RefSeq and is a predicted model, not a curated record. Lineage: Eukaryota; Viridiplantae; Streptophyta; Bryopsida; Funariales; Funariaceae. Gene Ontology annotation, biological process: L-arginine biosynthetic process. Gene Ontology annotation, molecular function: NADP+ binding; NAD binding; N-acetyl-gamma-glutamyl-phosphate reductase (NADP+) activity.